UUCAUUUAUUUGUGUACACUACAAGAUCAUCAUCAUGAUAAGUUGGACUACAAAUUUAAAAAAUCGAAACGAGCUCGUUUUUUAUUUUGUUAUGCGGUCAACCCUAUACAGUAGUGCUCUAUAGUGUUCAAAUUUCGCCGGCGGCAGUGUUGACAAUCUCUAAAUUCUAGCUGUUGUUAUUCCAUUCUCGGAAGAAGAAGAGAAAACACGCACAUUUUCCACAAUCUGAUAAAAAAAAUUAUUAAGGGAAAAAGCACACAAACAUUGCACAUACAUAAUAAAAAAAUAUGCCGCGUCCGCCGAAAAGAAAUAACACUGAGAAUGAGGCGGAGAAAACUAAGCAGGAGCAGCCGUGCGACCAAUCCGAAGACAUCGCGGAUUUCACAAACCAAGCUUUCAAGAAUGUCGUGGCCGCCACCCGUGCAUCGAAUGCCUUUCCUCAGGGCCCCACCCGCUCCCUGUAUCUCACCUAUCCGGGGUUUGCACGUGCCAUGGACAACCUGUCCCAGCGUGUGGUGGGGCUGAUCGGGAACGUACUGCAUGCCAAGGAAGUCAAGGACGACAUCAGGAAACGCGCACUGGACGAGCAGUUUGAGCUGGUGCAGGAGUGCAAUGACAUGAUAUUUGAGCGUAUUACCACAAAUUUGGACAUUAAGAGCGGCCUGCGCAGAAAUCCACAGCAAGUGGUUGAGGCCCAGGUGGAUGUCAUUAGUAGCAACUCUUCAUCAGCAGAAGCAUCAACAGGUAGCUCAUCUCAAGCCGAAACACCGAAGGCGGGUAGCUGGAAUAAAACGACACCACAGCGGAACACAUUUUCCGCUCGCCUUUUUACGGUCAAAAAUAUUGUGCGACCACAAACGCAGUUUAAGGAACCAGUGGACAAUAGUGCACAGAAUCCGUUUUGUCCACGGCUCAAAGAGAAGCCCAACUCGCUGAAGCCGCUGGCACUGUUGGCUGAAUACGACGAAGUUGGAAAUAUUCAGUCUUAUCUGCACCCAUACGAGUUUGAGCUGCUGAAGUUUGAACCCCCAACGGAGCAGCUGCAGAAACAGAAGCCAAUAUUGCCAUCCCUAAUGGCCGACACAGAACUGAUGCUGGUAGACACGGUGGAGAAGCUAAAAGUAGCAUUGGAGGAGCUGAGUCUGGCCGCGCAGAUUGCGAUCGAUGUGGAGCACCACUCGUACCGCACCUUCAUGGGCAUUACUUGCCUUGUCCAAAUGUCCACACGCUCCAAGGACUAUAUUUUUGAUACCCUUACCCUGCGGGAUGAGAUGCACAUAUUGAAUCAGGUGCUGACGGAUCCUAAGAAGCUAAAGAUCCUGCACGGUGCCGACUUGGACAUUGAGUGGCUGCAGCGUGACCUAUCAUUGUAUAUUGUCAACAUGUUCGACACGCACCGGGCAGCGAAAGCCCUAAACAUGGCCAAGUUAUCGUUGGCAUUUCUGUUGAAACACUAUCUGGAUCUGGAUGUGGACAAGAGCCUGCAGCUGGCCGAUUGGCGGAUGCGACCAUUGCCUCAGCAAUUGGUCGACUAUGCCCGCCAGGAUACUCACUUCCUCAUUUACGUUUACGAACGGAUGACCAACGAUCUCCUGCAGCAGCAGGCUGAGCCGGGUCUGUUGAAUACCGUAUAUCAAAUGAGCACGGAUGUGUGCAAGAAGCGAUACAGUAAGCCCCACAUCGGGCCGGAAUCCCACCUGGAUUUGGUGCGAAAGACGAAGCGUUCAUUUGACAAUCGGCAGCUUUAUGCUCUUCGUGGGAUCUUUGAGUGGCGGGAUGCGACGGCGCGGUCCGAAGACGAGAGUUAUGGCUACGUCUUGCCCAAUCACAUGAUGCUUCAGAUCGCAGAGAGCUUGCCGCGCGAGAUGCAAGGCAUCUUGGCUUGCUGCAAUCCCAUUCCGCCGUUGGUGCGGCAACAUCUGCACGCGCUCCAUCAGAUCGUUCUGAAGGCACGCGAUCAGCCGCUGAUCAAACCAAUUUCGGAGGCCCGCAGCAGCACUCAGGCAUCAUUGCCGCCCUCCACAAAAGAUUUCGGCAGCAAACUCUACUGUCCGCACGAUUUUUCGCAUCAGGAGGAGGUUCGUGACGAUCUGCCUACACUGCUUAAACGUAGCUCCGUGGGAAAACUCCAGCUGGUCCGGCAAGAGGUUAUUACCAAGGAAAAUCUAUUUGUUCCACCGGCAAUGUCUCUAUUCGACAAGCCACCGAAACCCACUCAAGAGGAAGAACUUCGUUGGGCCCAUCUGCGCAAGGAGAGCCAGAUGCUUCGCAUGCCCUACAAGCGGUACUUGGCCAUCCUGCCAUUAAUGGAAAAGCUAAAGGCUGACCAGAUUGCCCGGGAGCGUAGUGAACAGCUCAAAAGGCGUCUGUGUCCGACAGAACCACCGCCGGCGCAAAAUAUCAAACUUGAUGCCGCACCUGCUGUCAAAGAAGACGUGGAGGAUCCCAUUUACUCCCUGCCUCUCAAGGAACAACUCAAACGAAAGCACGCAGCAAAUCGAAAACCAGACUCAGCGGAUCAGCAGCCAACCACCAGCAAAAGAGCACGAAAGGAUGAGAAUACACAUCCCAUUAAACUUGAACAUGCUGAUUCAGCUACAAAACCCGCCGAAAGCGACGACGAGGUCGUGGAGACGCCCAUUGAAAGACAACCCGCUGAGGAGCCGAAACCACCAUCCAGAAAAGAAAAACGCAAAGAGAAGCGCAGGCAAUUUCAGCGAAGGAAUCGAGCAAAUCAUUCUCAAAGCUCCAACCAGCAGGUGCCGCAGCCCAAGAUUAAGGUCCAAGGCGGCAACUUUGACUACAAGAACGUGGACUUCCGGCAGUUUAAGGGCGGAGCUCAAAGAGCCCGCGGCACGGAGAUCAAGCAGCAAAUGCGCGGAAAGAACCGCCCGAACAACCGCAACAUUAAGCAGUUUAAUAAGCUCUUUACAUUUAGCAAUGUAAAGCCAGAGGGGAAAAAAUAAACUGGAACUCUGACAAGUUAUCCGAAAGGAUAUGAUAGGUUCAAAAGUUCAAAUUGCAGUUGAGGUCAAUAGUGAAGUUGAUUUGACAUUUAUUUUGAAUUAUUUUUACACGUUUUUUCGUUACAAAAAUAUACCCUUCAAUUUUGAAAAUAUUUUCCUAUAAUAUACCUAUUAAUUAACAACGAUAUCUAAAAUUAGGCUAUCGGAUAUGUUUUUAAGGUUCGGUUUACAUUUUGAUCGAGCUUGGACUGA
Drosophila serrata is the source of this 3218-nucleotide messenger RNA. RefSeq names its product exosome component Rrp6 (gene Rrp6). Lineage: Eukaryota; Metazoa; Arthropoda; Insecta; Diptera; Drosophilidae. Gene Ontology annotation, biological process: poly(A)-dependent snoRNA 3'-end processing; histone mRNA catabolic process; nuclear polyadenylation-dependent CUT catabolic process. Gene Ontology annotation, cellular component: nucleolus; nuclear exosome (RNase complex). Gene Ontology annotation, molecular function: 3'-5'-RNA exonuclease activity; nucleotide binding; single-stranded RNA binding. The record is from RefSeq and is a predicted model, not a curated record.